GCCGGGACCUCAAAGCCAAAAAGCAUCGAUUUUAACAUCGCUGACAGUGCGCGAGGUGAUUAAGUGGGCCUCCAGUGUCCGCCUCGCAGGGCUGCUGGGACACGCAAGGCCGCACGUACACAACAGCCAAAACCACAGAGGUGCCUGACGCCGCCGCCGUGCGCUGCAGCUUGACAAGCGAUGUUCAAAAAGCGCAGCGCCCGAGCCGGCGGCGCGCGCAAGACGACGCCCAAAGUCCAAGCUAGCAACGCGACGAGUGCCCCCUCGCUCCUCUCGUUCGGCGCCGACGACGACGAGGGCCCGACCUUCGAGGUGAAAAAGCGCAAGCUCAAACAAAAAAAGAAAAGGAAGGAGGACCCAGCGCCCGCGCCCGCGCCGCAACCCUCGGCAGACUACAGCGCGGCGGGCCUCGCGGCGCUCCGCGGCGCGCAGACGGCCCUGCCCGCGGAGCUCCUCGCGGAGUCGUCAAAGCGCGCGGCGGAAGAGGCCGCCCAGCAUGAAGCAGCGGAGGAGCCCGCCGAGGACACCGCCGCGCGCGCGCGCAAGGCGCGCGUCGCGCGGGCCUCGUCGCGCGCGGCGACGGAGGAGCUCGACCGCACCGUUAAUGUAGAGGACUUCGACGCGCGAAAUCUUUCGGAUGACGACGCGUCCGACGAUGGGUUGGGCGGCCGCGCUACUGCUCAAGAUUUCGUGCCCGUGCCGGGCCGGGCGAACCAUAGCAUCGCGGCGCGGCUCCAGGACGAAGAGCGGCGGCGCUGGCUCCAGGCCGGCGCCGACGCGGGAGAUGUGGAUGCGCCGGCGGCGCCGGGCGGGGCCAUGGACGCGGCGCUGCGGAAGGCGGGGGGUUUACACGAGGACGACGAUGAAUUGGAAGCGCACGAGGCCGAGGUCGCGCGGCGCGGCGCGUCCACCAAGGCCGUCGCGGGGGCGGUUCUUCCAGAAGCGGCGCCGCGGCGGCGGCCGACGACGUAUCAAGACGUCUACGCGACGGUGGCGACGCGCGCCGACGAGCUCGAGAUUGGUGAAGGCGAGUGGGAGCCGCGGCGGAGACUGAAAGAGGCCUGCGACCACGCGAGGGCCGAGGCCGCGCAGGCGGAACGCCAGGUCGAGGCGCGGCGCGCGGCCCUGCAGGCCUGGGAGGGCAGCGUAUCAGCGGCGGCGGCCGACGAGGCGGCCGCUUCUAAAGCCAUCGCCGACCUCGACAAAGCCAAACGCGUCGUCGAGGAGGCCGAGGCCGCCUGCGGCGCGGCGCCCGACGACAUGGGCCUGGCGCGGUUACGGGCCGCGUUGGCCGAGGCGGCGUCCGUCGUCGCGACGGCGGCGUCUGAUGAUGGCGCGGCGCCGCCCGACUUUUUUGCGGUGUACGCGAGCGAUGCUCCUCCUCCAGCUCCUGAAGUUGCAGCGCCUCCGCGGGCUGCGGCGACGGACUUCUUCUAG
Pelagomonas calceolata is the source of this 1437-nucleotide messenger RNA. Lineage: Eukaryota; Pelagophyceae; Pelagomonadales; Pelagomonadaceae. The record is from the annotation of a GenBank genome assembly.